GGCUUUGUUUGUUCUAGGUUCUUCGUUGCAAAGCCACUCUUUACCGCUCCAUUCACCAUGCCCAUCACCCUGUACAGCAUCGUCGGCAGCCCACCCUGCGCCUUCGUCCGUACCCUGGCCAAGAAGCUCGGCGUAGAGCUCCAGCUCAAGAACCUCGAUUUCUUAAAAAAGGAGCACCUCAAAGCAGAAUACCUUAAGAUAAACCCGUUUCACAAGGUGCCUACGCUGGAUGAUUCAGGCUUUAUCGUUUACGAAAGCACUGCCAUAGCUUACUACUUGCUGCGUAAGUACGCCCCCAAGUCUGAACUGUAUCCAGAAUGUGUGAAGCACCGCACUCGCAUCGACCAGGUUCUCGCCGCUGUUACGGCGACAAUCCAACCACACAAGAUGGCCUUUUUUCGACCCCUUAUGAAUGAGAAGAGAAAGCCAACCAGCGAGGAAGUGGCUUCGUUUGAAGAAAAUGUGCUCAAGGGAUUCGAGAACCUCAUUGGCGACGGGAAGUUCGCUGUGGGCGACCAGUUCACACUGGCUGACAUCUGCCUGUUUUCAAGCAUGGUUGGAAUAUUCGAGAUGGGGUUCAUCGACAAGGCCAAGUAUUCGAAGUUGUGCAGUUACUACGAGCGUGUUUUGCCCGAAAUUACUGGUUACGAUGACAUCUAUAAGCCAGUCCUCGCUGCCAUGCAAGAGCACUGGCUUAAGGCGAAGUGAGCCACUAUGCUUGAAAACCAUGAGAUUGCAUUUUUUAGAAAGCCCACUUCAAUAAAAUUGAUUGAUGAUUUGAUUA
Molecule: messenger RNA, 784 nt
Organism: Rhipicephalus microplus (southern cattle tick)
Lineage: Eukaryota; Metazoa; Arthropoda; Arachnida; Ixodida; Ixodidae
Product: glutathione S-transferase 4
Biological process (GO): glutathione metabolic process
Molecular function (GO): glutathione transferase activity
Source: RefSeq, a predicted model, not a curated record